Molecule: messenger RNA, 4068 nt
Organism: Pseudocercospora fijiensis CIRAD86
Lineage: Eukaryota; Fungi; Ascomycota; Dothideomycetes; Mycosphaerellales; Mycosphaerellaceae
Exons: 1
Coding region: 1-3888 (1295 amino acids)
Molecular function (GO): protein binding
Source: RefSeq, a predicted model, not a curated record
AUGCCCGUUUCAACCUUCUCUCCACACCACCAUACUGCUCAUUCUCGUGGAGCCUUGAUCCAACGUUGCACCUCGACGCAGCAUCGCAUCAAUGCCAGUGCUGACGAACGACGGCGCGCCAUGAGCGACAUGCAGGACCUGCACGGCAUUGGCCUGCACCACCACCACCCUCCAGACUGGCCCCUCGCUUCGUCGCCGACAGAAGCGAGUGCCCGCGAGCCAGCCAAAGUGCUCCAGCACCAUGCGAGGGCGGAGCUGGAGCAGGAAGCGGUGGAGCAGGCGGCGGUGUUGACGAGCGUCGACGACAUCAACAUGCCCAUGCCCAUGCCCAUGCCCGUGCCCAUGCCCGUCGACAGUCCCACCUACACCACCGAGCACCAUGUGACCCACGACGCCGAUGCCGACGCCGACGCCGACGCCGACGCCGACGACCACAUCGAUCAUCCUGGCUCGCUUGAAACGUUGCGAACUCCCCAAGCUCUUCGCAGAGAGGAAUCUGUUCACAAUGCAACGCCAUCCAGACCAGCGCACCGCCAUCUCGAAUCUCCAUCACACCAUCCACAUUCCGGAGUCUCGGCAAUACCAUCUGACCAGGCCUCCCAGGCAAGACUUUCACCGAGCAUCGCUCCUCAGCCGGAAAUAGAAGCGUGCGAGGAAAGGCCGAGUGCUGGGGUCAAUGGGCCAGAAAUGGACAUGGAGGAGGAUGACUUGGGAGAACUUCGAGAUAUAGCCACACCAAUCCCUCUGGCGCCCAACACGCCGGAACAGCAGCAAUGCGCCUUCAGCAAUUUGCGAAGUUCCAUAUCGAAGGCGCCCAUGAAUACACCUCCGCAACGACGACCUUCAACGCGAAACUCAUUCUACAAUAACACCACCCAAAUCGCACAUCCCAAAGACCGCGUGCGCUACAGUUGGCAGUCUGCCCAAGAUGACGAACCCAAUCGCCCGCGCAUACAUGUCAUCAAGCUGCUCUCGAACACGGCCACAGCUUCAGCCGCCUUUCCGACCGGUGAAGCGUUCGGCUUCUCAAUAUCGCCAGGAGGCAGGAGGAUAGCAGUUUACAACAGUGCCCGCCUGUACGUGCUUCAGACCGCAGCACUGCCAGUAGGCAUCACACAGGACUAUGCGUUGAAGCGGACUCCGUUAGCCGUGGAGCUCGUCGAUGAAGGCACAACGAUCGCCAUAUUGGCAGAUGAUCAUACUGUCAACGUCUACGAAUUGGGACAUGUGCUCAAGAGGUCACGCACCAUCAAGCUCGACUUCCCAACGAGCACCAUUGCCUUGGCUCCAACUGGAGGUCUCCUUGCCGCAGCCUAUGAGGGCGGCAUUGAGGUCUUCUCCUUGCAUCCCGAGGCAACUCCUUCCGACCGAAGAGCCGUUCGAUGCGUAAAGAUGGAUCGGAUCAGCUUCUCGGAUGACGGUUCAACAUUACUGGGAACGACCACAAGAAUCAACGCUUCGUCGACCGUCGUCGUUUCGGUCCCCGUGUUCCCUUCGCACGCCAACGGCCUGCCUACGCACGAAGAGUUGCGAGAAGCGUGGUGCUCCGAGCUCCUGCAUCCAGAGAAUAUCAGAAACUCGAGCCACGCCACUUUCAUGAGAGAAGACCGGAAGACGACCAAUGAACGACUGUUUGCAUGGAAUGGCUUAGAGGACACAUUUGGCAUCCUGAACGUUGCCGAUAUGCAAUACGGCACUAUUGACUUCCCAGUAGUCAUAUCGCCACCGCUAUCGACGUGUGGAGGUCUUGGAGCGGCGAUCCACAGCUGUCCGGCCAUGGACGAGCAUGGCGAUACAGUAGCGAUGAUCGUCAAUGACAGGACCAUCCGCCUUUACAUCGUCCCGCACAAGGCUGACGAGGACGCAACUUCGGUCGAGGCACACAGUAUUGACCACGAACUAGAUGAGGGUUACGGAUGUCCUUUUAGCGAAGCACGGUGGGUCUAUAGCUCUGCAUCAUUACCCGCACCUCUGGACAAUAAGACAGCUGUCAAAGGCCGGCUGAUUGUUACGAGCCCUGGUGGCGUUACUGAGAACGGGAUCAGCGAGGAGAGUGUCGAGGAGAUCGAAGGUGGCAGAAUCAUACUGUUCGACUUCGAUCCGCAAUUUGCUGGCCAGCCCGGCGUCACCUUCAAUCUGACGCUGGGUAAGUCACCUCCUCAAAUGCUGGAGGAAGAGCAGAUGGAUGUUUCGGAGGCGAUCAGCUUGGUGAGACGGAGGACGGUGAACCAAAACAGAAGCAACGCACUGAACGCACGACCGGCGACACUGGGUCGAUCUGCGACAAUGCAUGGCAAUAGGAAUAAUCGAGGCAUGAGUCCAGCUGUCAGCGCAGCCGGCAUGAGUCGCAGCCGCAAUAGUAUGCUCUCCAUUGGAAGUCUUCAAUCGGAGGCCGCACGUAGUUUGCCGGAUCUGCAGGAGAGCAAUGAAGCAGCCAUCGAGGCCUUUGAGGAGCCGUAUGUGCAAGGCGCACCACGAUCACAAGCUUCUUUACAGCGGGCGGCAUCGAAUGCGCAGAGACAUCGAUUUCAGACGCUGGAGGAGAGACAACAGGAGCGUGUCAGUGUGGAUUCGUCAGGACACUUCUUACCUUUGCCUGAAUACACGGAGGAGCCCAACGCGCCUCUGCCCAGUCGUUUUAGGGCGAUGGCUGGACUAGACGCGCCUGCUGUGUUCAACCGCCCUAAGCCUGCUAUUGUCACCACGGUGAAUGGCAGUGCGAGCGCUCCAAGCCCGAGCUCUAGCUCUUCCGCCACCCCUCAUACAGCACCGCCAGAUGUCGGCGAGAACUUCAGCGCAGAUCUUGCCUUUCGAGCUGCCACAGCGAAUCUCGCGGCAGGACAUCAUCCGACCACCACCACUGAAACGAUCAUCGAGGAACCACGCAACUCAACGUUGUUGCACAGUCCAGUCUCGACGCCAAGCUCGAUACCUGCCAGCAUGCAGCGAAACUCGCAAUAUGGCGCAAAUGACUCGCACGCCCCGCCUCGUGACGCUGUCAACCCACUCACGCGAGCAGGAACAUUUGAUGCUCGAACAGACACUUUCACGCGUUUUGCCCCAUCAGCUCGUCAGGGCACGUUUGAUUCUCUUUCGUCGCUGCCCAGAAGCCUGCAGCGCGCCUACAGCAAUGCGAACGCUGUCUCGCCGAUCGGAAACUAUGCUCCGCCGAGCCUGAAUGGUGACUGGAGUAAUGCCGUCAGUCCGAUCGGCCACGCGCCAUCCAGCUCGCACGAGCAGACCUCAAUUAGCGGUGUGCCGGAGAGUGAAGCAUGGGAUGUGAUAUCUCCAGUGGCUUCUAGUGAUACACUCGCAUCAUUCGCCCGAACUCCAAAUGGUGCCAAUCCGUACCGAUACUCGACCUCACUGCUCAAUCCUCCCGGGCACAUGCCACCGCCGCGAGCAUCCACCUCGUCGGGCGCUUCAUCUGCGACUGUGCCUGGGAUGACCGCUCCUUCAGCCGCUCGAAGAAUGCCGCCUCACAUGCAAGCGUUCCGCAAUGCCGCAGCAGCCAAUGCUUCUGCGUCACUGUUCCCUCCCACGCAGCCCUCCGACCACGUCCCGCUACGCCAACCGAAGUCAAACGCAAGCAGCGUCGCGCACCCCAUUACGGCCUGGCAUCCUCCGGCAGCUUCCACUUCUCAACCGCUGGGAAGCAGUUAUGGAAGCGUUCGUCGCUCACACAGUCGGAAGAGCAGCUUGGCGGGCAAGAGCGCUUUCCCUUCUACGGCCAAAGCAAAAAGGCUUGGGUUCUUCAAAAAGUCCCGCAAACCUGAUCCUUUCACUCCAAUGUAUGGACGCGAGAUUUACGAAAACAGUAGCAUCAUGGAAACCAAGAGCAUGAUGACGUGGAUGACCAAGAGCGACAGUAAGUGUGCUGUCAUGUGAAAAUAAAGAAGAUGGGAUAUGGGAGCGUUCUCGUUUUCCCACUUGUUUCUGUAAGAAGUGUACGGACGCAGAGCAUAACGAGGUGCCUAUAAUGCCAGACUGAGACGAGAUACCCUUUGAGCGGCUCAAGUGAGCGAGCGAGGUCAUAGCGUAGGCGUUAGGAGACUCGCCUUUGCAUAG